This is a messenger RNA of Cavia porcellus (domestic guinea pig), 5193 nucleotides long. It is a transcript of the gene Rbm25, whose product is annotated as RNA binding motif protein 25. The transcript has 20 exons. Gene Ontology annotation, molecular function: mRNA binding. Bases 261 to 2861 code for a protein of 866 amino acids. Lineage: Eukaryota; Metazoa; Chordata; Mammalia; Rodentia; Caviidae. Gene Ontology annotation, biological process: regulation of alternative mRNA splicing, via spliceosome; mRNA processing. The record is from RefSeq and is a predicted model, not a curated record. Gene Ontology annotation, cellular component: spliceosomal complex.
GCACGCUGGGUAAGAGGAAGACCUCCAGAAGCGGCCCGCGCAAGGCGGCUGUGUUUGCGGCCUGUGGUAAUAGGCGCUUUGGAACCCGUCUUCUGAGCGGGCGGCGAACAGAAACCUCGAGCUAAUAUAACUUGUUGUGACCUGGAGCCUAGAAGGCGACGAAGACAGUACGGUUUUCUUAGUGGCGGGAGUCUAUCCUGAACUUAGAUCUACAUUUUGGGAGCUUAUUUUAGAAAAGAUCUAAGUUUUAAAAAUUCUGAAUGGACAGACAGAGAAAAGAGGGUCUUUGCCAACUCCUUUGGACUGCUGCAGUAAGAAUGUCUUUCCCCCCUCAUUUGAAUCGCCCUCCUAUGGGAAUCCCAGCACUCCCACCCGGGAUUCCACCCCCACAGUUCCCAGGCUUUCCUCCACCAGUGCCUCCAGGGACUCCAAUGAUCCCUGUACCAAUGAGCAUUAUGGCUCCUGCUCCAACUGUCCUAGUGCCCACUGUGUCCAUGGUUGGAAAGCAUUUGGGAGCAAGAAAGGAUCAUCCAGGCCUAAAGGCUAAAGAAAAUGAUGAAAAUUGUGGCCCUACUACUACAGUUUUUGUUGGGAACAUUUCCGAGAAAGCCUCAGACAUGCUCAUACGACAGCUGUUAGCUAAAUGUGGUUUGGUUUUGAGCUGGAAGAGAGUACAAGGUGCUUCUGGAAAACUUCAAGCUUUUGGAUUCUGUGAGUAUAAGGAGCCUGAGUCUACCCUCCGUGCACUCAGAUUAUUACAUGACCUUCAGAUUGGAGAGAAGAAGCUACUUGUGAAAGUUGAUGCCAAAACAAAGGCACAGCUGGAUGAAUGGAAAGCAAAGAAGAAAGCUUCUAAUGGGAAUGCCAGGCCCGAAACUGUCACUAAUGAUGAUGAAGAAGCUUUGGAUGAAGAGACAAAAAGAAGAGAUCAGAUGAUUAAAGGGGCCAUUGAAGUUUUAAUACGAGAAUACUCCAGUGAACUAAAUGCCCCCUCACAGGAGUCUGACUCUCAUCCCAGGAAGAAGAAAAAGGAAAAGAAGGAGGACAUUUUCCGCAGAUUUCCAGUUGCCCCACUGAUCCCUUAUCCACUCAUCGCUAAGGUUCGUUUAAACGAGGACAUAAAUGCUAUAGAAAUGGAAGAGGACAAGAGAGACCUCAUAUCACGAGAGAUCAGCAAAUUCAGAGACACGCACAAGAAACUGGAAGAAGAGAAAGGCAAAAAGGAAAAAGAAAGACAGGAAAUUGAGAAAGAACGGAGAGAAAGAGAGAGGGAGCGUGAAAGGGAACGAGAAAGGCGAGAACGGGAACGAGAAAGGGAAAGAGAACGUGAACGAGAAAAGGAAAAAGAACGGGAGCGGGAACGAGAACGGGAUAGGGAUCGUGACCGGACAAAGGAGAGAGAUCGGGACCGAGAUCGAGAAAGAGAUCGGGACCGGGAUCGAGAAAGGAGCUCGGAUCGAAAUAAGGAUCGGAGUCGAUCAAGAGAAAAGAGCAGAGACCGUGAAAGGGAACGGGAGCGGGAGCGAGAGAGAGAACGAGAAAGGGAACGUGAGAGAGAACGUGAGCGUGAGAGAGAGCGCGAGAGGGAACGGGAGCGUGAAAGAGAAAAAGACAAGAAACGAGACAGAGAAGAAGAUGAAGAAGAUGCAUAUGAACGAAGAAAACUUGAAAGAAAACUCCGAGAGAAAGAAGCUGCUUAUCAAGAGAGACUGAAGAAUUGGGAAAUCAGAGAAAGAAAAAAAACUCGGGAAUAUGAGAAAGAGGCUGAAAGAGAAGAAGAAAGAAGAAGAGAAAUGGCUAAAGAGGCUAAACGACUAAAAGAAUUCUUAGAAGACUAUGAUGAUGAUAGAGAUGAUCCCAAAUACUACAGGGGGAGUGCUCUCCAAAAAAGGUUGCGUGAUAGAGAAAAGGAAAUGGAAGCAGAUGAACGAGAUAGAAAGAGAGAAAAGGAAGAGCUUGAGGAAAUCAGGCAACGCCUUCUGGCAGAAGGGCACCCGGAUCCCGAUGCAGAGCUCCAGAGGAUGGAACAAGAGGCUGAGAGGCGCAGACAACCACAAAUAAAGCAAGAGCCAGAAUCAGAGGAAGAAGAAGAAGAAAAACAAGAAAAGGAAGAAAAACGAGAAGAACCGAUGGAAGAAGAAGAAGAACCUGAGCAAAAGCCUUGUCUGAAACCCACUCUGAGGCCCAUCAGCUCUGCUCCAUCUGUUUCUUCUGCCAGUGGCAAUGCAACCCCCAAUACUCCUGGGGACGAGUCUCCCUGUGGUAUUAUUAUUCCUCAUGAAAACUCACCAGAUCAACAGCAGCCUGAGGAACAUAGGCCAAAAAUAGGAUUAAGUCUUAAACUGGGUGCUUCUAAUAGUCCCGGUCAGCCUAAUUCUGUGAAAAGGAAGAAGCUACCUGUAGAUAGUGUAUUUAACAAAUUUGAGGAUGAAGAUAGUGACGAUGUGCCACGAAAAAGGAAAUUGGUUCCAUUGGAUUAUGGUGAAGAUGAUAAAAAUGCUGCCAAAGGCACUGUGAACACUGAAGAAAAGCGCAAACAUAUUAAGAGUCUUAUUGAGAAAAUCCCAACAGCUAAACCUGAGCUCUUUGCUUAUCCUCUGGAUUGGUCUAUUGUGGAUUCUAUACUGAUGGAACGACGAAUUAGACCAUGGAUUAAUAAGAAAAUCAUAGAAUACAUAGGCGAAGAAGAAGCAACAUUAGUUGAUUUUGUUUGUUCAAAGGUUAUGGCACAUAGUUCACCUCAGAGCAUUUUAGAUGAUGUUGCCAUGGUACUUGAUGAAGAAGCAGAAGUUUUUAUAGUAAAAAUGUGGAGAUUAUUGAUAUAUGAAACAGAAGCCAAGAAAAUUGGUCUUGUGAAGUAAAACUCUUUUUAUGCUUAGGGUUCCAUUUCAAAUACCUUGUUUCUCAUCCUUUAAAGGACUUUGAAUUUUUCUUUGUCGUCAAAGACAUUUGUGAGAUCUGUAAUUUUUUAAAUGUAGAAAAUGUGAAUUUUUUUUUUUUUUUUGGUCCUCUUAAUUUGUCAGUGACCUAUGUACUUCCUUGGUUGUAAAGUCAUCUGAAUCUUGGGUUGUCUUUAUACUUGCCAGGUACAAAUUACUGGUAUGUUUUAUAAGCUGCAGCUACUGUACACAGCCUAUCUGACAUAAUCUUGUUCUGCUGAUUUGUUUCUUGUAAAUAUUAAAAUGACUCCCCAAUUCUUUUGCAGAAUUUCAGUUAAUAUUGAGUUGUACUGUACAGGAAACAACAUGAAUGAUUUUAGUUGGAAGAAUACCAUUCAUAUCUCCUACCACCUCUUCCCCCUUGAAUCAGAAAUGGCAAGCCUUCUUGAGGCAUGGAAGUGAAAAUUAGAAUGCAAAAAUUAGCAGACAAUCUGUUCUGAUAGUAUGUAUCUGUAUGAAUGUGUUUGUGUGGAUGUAUGUAUAAAAAUAUUCUCCGAUUUACUUAUGAAAGCAUAAAAGUACACUGAUGUUUGAAUCCAGAUGUCUGGACUAAUUAGGUUAUUAUCUGCCAAACAAGGGCUGUCUUGUUGACAGCUGGCUGUUUCAGCUUCCAUUGUAAUGGAGAGUAGAUCAUUAUGACCUUCCCCUCCACAUUGCUCUGUUUUCAUUGCUCAGAAAUAAGGCAGAUUGUAAAAUUUUGGAAAGUUUAGUUGUGCGCUAACUUGUCCUUAGUUUAAAGAAAAAAUCUUCAAACUAAGAACAUUUGAAAACAGUUGUGACUAGAAAUAUAGCUUAGUGGUACAGCUCAUGCUUUGCAUCCUGGAGGCUUCCUACGUUCAAUUGCCAGCACCAAAAAUUUAAAAAUAAAGACAAAAGAUAAAAUUAGGCAAGUUAACAGUCUAGGACAGUUUGACAAAGCACAGUAAGAAUUCAGUGUGGCAAUUUACAAAGUUUACAUCUUAUUUCCAAACAUAAAUCAUUCAAGGAAGUUAUACCAGACCAACCAUAAAUUUUUACCUGUUCUCAUCAAAGUUUAUAUUAAAAUGUUUAGAUAUAUACCUGUGGAUUUUUAAAAUUGUGGAUCAGAAUGUCAGCCAGACAUAAAAUUUGCCUGCAAAUGUAACAAGUUUUAAACAGUUCUUAACACAGAUAAGGUGCAGGUAUUUCUGUGUCUGUUUCAAAAGAAGUUUGGUCUGUUAGAAAAGCGUAAUUGUGAAUUUGAGUUAACUAGAUUUUUUACUUCUUAAGAGGACAUUUGAAAACACUGUUCUUAACACUGAACCAUGGUAUGGUUCCAUUAUGUAAAUAUUUCACAUAUUAAAAGUGUAUAUAUUUGAUCUUGGAAAACUCAAAAUUCUUUCAGUCUUGUAAAUAAAUGGCAUCACAUUGUAAUUCUUUAGUGCUUACUAGAAAAUAGCUUGAAAAUACGGGCUUAAUAUUUUAGUGGACUUGAUUUUUAUGACAGUGUCAGAAGAUCAAAGAGGCCACUUAUUUAUCUUGUAUUGGAUGAAUCUACUGUACAUCUAUGAAAAUAACUAUGUAAUGUUAAAAUAUUCCAGAUUUUGAUAUCUCAAGGGAAUAUUUGAGAAAGAUGUCCUUUGCCAUUUGCACAUUUGCUUACUAUGCUUAGAUUCAUCCCCACUCAGCCUGAGACUUUUUUUGAAGCAGUUUAUUUUGCCUUCCUAUCUUAGCUUUCUGUGUAGUUGUUGCUUCUGAGUUACCAUUUUAGGUUCUUUUUGUUUAGUCAAUAUUAGCGUGAAGGUUUGAACAUACAGAUUUAGUUUAUCUUACUGGUGUCUUCUCUGGGUCUUUCAUUAAUGCUUAUCUUAAAGUGCCUCUCUGAAAAUUAGAGAUGUCACUUACCUGAAGUCCUUAGGAGUAGAUACCUUUUAUACUGGAGAACACCUCCAGUGAGGUUUAUGGGAGCAAUACAAAAUUCAUAAUCAAUGUACUUUACCCAAGUAAGAAUGGCCAUGGUAAGUGAAUUAAAAACCACUAAGUUAAUAGCCAAAUGGUAGUUCAAAUCAAAUUUUACCAUCACACUUCAUAUAAAACCUUUAGUUUAUCUUUCACAAUUACAUAUAAAGAAUUGGACAUGUGUAAAGCGAUACAUUCUAAUGUCUAUGAAAAUAGGCCUAAAAUAUUUCUAAUUUCUGGAACUGUCUUCACUAUAAGUGUAUAAUUAAUUUUAGCUUGGAAACCUUACAUUAAUCCAUACUGUCCAUUGAAGUUGUAAUAAAAGUACAUGAAAGUC